This is a messenger RNA of Tupaia belangeri chinensis (Chinese tree shrew), 855 nucleotides long. RefSeq names its product olfactory receptor 4C15-like. Gene Ontology annotation, biological process: G protein-coupled receptor signaling pathway. Gene Ontology annotation, molecular function: olfactory receptor activity; G protein-coupled receptor activity. Bases 10 to 855 code for a protein of 281 amino acids. The record is from RefSeq and is a predicted model, not a curated record. Lineage: Eukaryota; Metazoa; Chordata; Mammalia; Scandentia; Tupaiidae. Gene Ontology annotation, cellular component: membrane. The transcript is spliced from 2 exons.
UUCAAAUACAUGCGCAACUUAAGCUUGGUAACUGAGUUUGUCCUUCUUGGACUUUCACAGAAUCCAAAUGUUCAGAAAAUGGUAUUUGUUGUAUCUUUGUUUGUGUACGUUGCAACCAUUGGCGGCAACAUGCUCAUUGUAGUGACUGUCCUCAGCAGCCCUGCCCUGCUGGGCUCCCCCAUGUACUUCUUCUUGGCAUUUCUAUCUUUCCUGGAUGCAUGCUUCUCCUCUGUUUUCAUCCCAAAGUUGAUCUCAGAUUCCCUCUAUGAGAGGAAAACUAUCUCUUUCCAAGGUUGCAUGAUCCAGAUCUUUGCUGGACACUUCUUUGCUGGAGUAGAGGUGAUUGUCCUCAUGGCCAUGGCUUAUGACCGUUAUGUGGCCAUUUGCAAGCCCUUGCACUACUCUUCUAUCAUGAACUCGAGGCUCUGUGGCAUUCUGAUGGGAGUAGCCUGGACAGGGGGCUUCUUGCAUUCCAUGAUACAAAUUCUCUUUACUUUCCAGUUGCCCUUUUGUGGCCCCAAUGUCAUUGAUCAAUUUUUCUGUGACUUGUACCCAUUACUGAAGCUCGCCUGCAUGGACACACAUAUCGUUGGCAUUUUGGUGGUCGCUAACAGUGGGUUUUUCUGCAUUUUAAUCUUCUCCUUGUUGCUUAUCUCCUAUGGUGUCAUUUUGCUCUCAUUGAAAACCCAUAGUUCUAAAGGGCGAUGGAAAGCUCUCUCCACCUGUGGAUCUCAUAUUGCUGUUGUGGUUUUGUUUUUUGUCCCAUGUGAUACCAGUCUCAGUGACAUUGAUGAGAUGUAUGGCAUUGCCUGCUAUGUUCCUACAAUGAGAAUGAAGGGUGGAGAUGGCAAAUAA